Sander lucioperca (pikeperch) is the source of this 1313-nucleotide messenger RNA. RefSeq lists its product as uncharacterized. The record is from RefSeq and is a predicted model, not a curated record. The coding region runs from base 16 to 693 and encodes 225 amino acids. Gene Ontology annotation, cellular component: external side of plasma membrane. Gene Ontology annotation, biological process: T cell costimulation; cell surface receptor signaling pathway; negative regulation of T cell proliferation. The transcript is spliced from 4 exons. Lineage: Eukaryota; Metazoa; Chordata; Actinopteri; Perciformes; Percidae.
GACAAACAGCGACAAAUGGCGCCAUCUUGUGACAGACAUACAUUACUGUAUCUGGCUUUCAGUCCUCUGGCUAGUCAUGUGUUGGAGAAGAUGAUGAAGAUGAUCUGCAGCAUCCUGCUGCUCAUCAUCCUGACCUCCUGUGUCUCUGGAACAUUUGUAGUGAAUGUGACCCAGACCUCCUAUCAGGCAGAGGAGAACCACGACAUCACACUGGAGUGGACCUUCACAACCAACCCUCACAGUUCCUCCAACUAUCUUAAUAUCUUAUGUGAACUGAUAACUGAUCUCAAAAAUCAAACCCUGUUUCGUCUCCAUAAAGGAGUUGAGGUCCCAGAGUCUCAGGAUGAACAGUUUGCAGGACGAGUCCAGUGGGACAAAGACGUCCUCAGAGAAGGACGACUCAGACUUCAUGUGUCCAGACUCAGGACUGAAGACUCGGGACUGUAUGUGUGUAAAGUGUUCACAAGUUAUGGGAGUAACUCUGGUAAAUGUUGGCUCAAUGUCACUGCAGCUGCUGAUGAGCCAAAACCUCAGACACCAACAGUGAGACCAGAACCAGAGAGUCUGGGAAACAUCUGGAUCCUCCACUCUGAACUGGUAGCAGUGAACUACGCUAAACUGGCAGCAAUGAUAGCAGCACUUCUACUGAUGCUCUGUCUAAAACGACUCUGUCUUAAAUUCUUGUUUGACUAAAUCUACAGAUAAUAAAAUAAAUCACCUACAGUUUACAGAUGUCGAGUUUAUCAGAGAAAGGAGCCAUCAGGACUAACAGCACCCAGUCUGGAGGACCCUCUUUAAAUGAGUCAUCAGAGCAUAAAGUCACAGUCAUAAAAACUAAAUCAGACUCCUAGAGUCUCUCCUCCUUCUUUUCUUAGUGUCAGAAAACUAUUUGAUAUAAAAUGUUGUUAUAUUUUUAUAUUUUAAAUGAUGUUCAUGUUACUACAGGUUUGAGUUUAAAUGAAGUUGACAUGUUACAUCAUGUUUUGUCUUCUUCUAGUUGUGUAAUUACUUGCAUCAAUAUAUUAUGUCAUAUGUUACUUAUAAUGUUCUUUCUUGUGUUACCUGUCUAGGCACUACUGAUGUAAAUUAGCAUUAAUGCUAACUCCAGCAUGUUAACAUCUUGAUGUUCAUUAACGAGUUCUGUCCAUGUUCAGUUACUAUGAAUUUAAAUGAAGUUAUUACAGCAGAAAUGACUAAUGUCAGUGUAAAUAAUGCUUUUGUUGAGUGAAGGGUUUUGCAGUUUUUAAAUAAUCAAGGAAUCAAACUUGCAUCUGAGAUAUGAUUUGGUGUUUUACUACAACAGAAAAUGGAAA